This is a messenger RNA of Saitoella complicata NRRL Y-17804, 1951 nucleotides long. RefSeq lists its product as uncharacterized. NCBI's taxonomy places the organism in Eukaryota, Fungi, Ascomycota, Saitoellomycetes, Saitoellales, Saitoellaceae. The transcript has 2 exons. The coding region runs from base 27 to 1721 and encodes 564 amino acids. The record is from RefSeq and is a predicted model, not a curated record.
CACACCCCUCCUCUCGCCUGAUCUUCAUGACCUCGGAACCUCCUGUUCUCUCUUUCUUGGAACGAUUCAAUCGGUCCUAUCAUGCCUGGAAUCAACGUCCUGACGGGUUCUACGAACGCAAACUUGGCCUUCUCGAAGGAGGCUUUGACGCCAAUGCACGCAUGAAAGGCGUCUCCGACGUCUUCACUCUCGCUAAAUUCACCGUCCCCUCGUCUUCCACCUCCACGGUCCUAUCCGAAACAAAUCUUCUCCGCACAUGGACCGAACUACGCAUUCUUCACCCUCUCCUUGACAGCGUCACAGCUACCUCAGCACCAGAUAUGAGUACAGCUGGAUUGCCGGCCAAUAUCCCACCAAGUAUGAUGCCCGUCCCCGAAGACCUCCACUUCGUCUACCCCGGUCCGAGACACGCUGCUGAACGUGCACGGAAAACCUUCCAUCGCAUUCCCGGUACCAUCCAAAAUAAUGUGGAAGAUUGGGUCGAGACACGACUAUUGAACGGGCGGCGGAAGUGGCUACAACAAGAGACAUGCUUGUCGAGGGUAUUCCUACUACAACUCGGGGAGGGGGAGUGGGCGGUGUGCUUUCAUAUGGCGCAUUGCGUUUCGGAUGGAGUCUCCGCAACUCAUCUCCUCGCUGACUUUUUUCGACUACUUGCCUCCCCUCAAUCAACUACCGCGAUUGAGUCCGAACACCCACCUUCUCGUCGCUUGACGCCAGCACUGGAAGACUCCUACCCCCCACUUCCACCAAGCUGCAACAAUUGGGGCCCCGGUCGCCGCCGCUUCUGGUGGGCAGCUCAGAAAGUCAUGUACGAUCUCCGCACGCGCCGUGAACGCUCUACACGCUCCAUCCCACUCCCAACACGCCGUCUUCUUCCUCCUGUGGCAGUACAGCCGAUUUCGAGGUGGCCUGUCUUGGUUGUCGGUCAGGACAAUGUAAGGAGAUUGGUGAAGGUUGCGAGGGAGGGUGGGGUCAGCAUGGGAAAUUUGAUAUAUGCGAUUGUUGGGACGACUAUCAGUAAUUACGUGGGAGAGGAGGCAGCGCGGAAGGCGGAUGCGUGUCAGAUUGGGUUUCCAUUCAAUAUAAGGCCCUUUCUCGGCGGGGAGAGAAGCGAAAAUCCGGAGUCGAGUAUUAUGUUGUCGUUUGCGAGUAUCGUUGUUCCUGCCAUCCCACUCAAGAAGGGGACGAAGGGGAGGGAGGUGAAGGAGGUGGUGCUGGCACGAGCGAAGUUAGUUGGGAAGCAAUUCCGGGAUCACUUCAAGAGCCAGGAGCGGUUGGUCUUGAACAGCUAUCUACGGUCUGGGGAGCGGUUACGGGCUGCGAGAGGACUACCUCCGGCUGAGAAAGGGAAGGUGAAGGAGGGUGGGGAGGAACAGGGGGAGUUCUCGUCGAUGCCGCUGGGACAGAGUAUGAAUUGCUCUGUAGUGGGAAAUUUGGAUCAUGUCCUUCCUUCCACAUAUCCUGUCCAAUCCUCCACCUCCUCCUCCCCGCUGGUCUUGGAGAUCACCGCGCUCCGCAUGGGCGUCCGCGUCCGUUCCGCCGAAAUUCUAGGUGAGAUCUGGAGGUUCAGGGGUGAGCUGACUGUUGCUGUUGGGUUUGAUGAGAGUGUUUAUGAGAGGACGAUGAUUGAGGGGUUCUUGGCUGAGUUUGACAGGGUUUUGGGGAGUGUGGUGGGAGAGCAAAGCGGGGAGGAUGUGAGGGUUAGGGCGCGGUUGUGAGAAAGUCGUGGACUAUCUGAAGGUGGUUUCUUGAUCUAUACCUGGGUUACCUGUUGAAUGAAUGAGAAUAAAGGGGAGGAACACGGCAUGUCAUGACAAAAUAUGAAUGAUGAUGAAGCUGAUACUGAUCAUCUGGCACGGGAAGGAAGAAUUGUGUCACACCUUGGAAUGAAACGGAAAAACUAUGGCAAUGCUUUCAAGAAGUAUACUCCACGAACGCAGACUCCUCC